AUGGUAGAAUGGUUAGCAGCCAAGCUCAACAACGUGCUGGACUGUCUUAAACAUCCAUCGUACGCUUCUCCAUAUUCUAGCUUCAAAAUCUUGCCCCGGUCUAUAGUGUGCGAGGACAACAAUCUGCAGGGUGACAUCACAAUCAGUUCCGGCUGUGUCAUCCACCCAUGUUCGAACAUCAUUGCCGAAUCGGGACCGAUCGUGCUGGGUGAAAACUGUAUCGUCGAAGAGUAUGCCACGUUACGCUACCGCCUGCCGAAAGACCAUCCGGACUAUGGCCAGCUGACGGAGGAAGGAACCGCCAAACCACUCGUUAUCGGGCCGGACAACGUGUUCGAGGUGGGCUGUACGGUGGAAGCGCUUUCCAUCGGCGAACGGAAUGUUUUUGAGUGCAAGAGCUACGUGUCGGCCGAUGUGACCAUAGGGAAUGGGUGUGUUAUUGGUGCCGGCUGUCGGCUGGUGGGUAAACAAACGCUGGCAGAUAAAACGAUCGUGUACGAGGGUCAGUGUAUGCAGCGGGAAGCGAUGGACAAGCAGAAGACGCAGAUGAUACAGCUGGACUAUCUGCGAAAGAUACUGCCUAACUAUCACCAUCUCAGGAAGGCUAAUUAUGAUCCAAAGAAGGCAAGGGCACAGGUUUGA
Messenger RNA from Anopheles maculipalpis, 642 nucleotides. RefSeq names its product dynactin subunit 6 (gene DCTN6-p27). The record is from RefSeq and is a predicted model, not a curated record. Bases 1 to 642 code for a protein of 213 amino acids. The transcript is spliced from 2 exons. Gene Ontology annotation, molecular function: dynein complex binding. Gene Ontology annotation, biological process: mitotic spindle organization. Gene Ontology annotation, cellular component: dynactin complex. Lineage: Eukaryota; Metazoa; Arthropoda; Insecta; Diptera; Culicidae.